AUGUCGAGCUUCGAGCAAGUUGCAAAAGACGAGCUGCGGGCAGCCGGGAAGCAUUGGAAUGGGAUUGAGGAUGCUUUGGGAUCUCAGUUGUCAGCGCCUGCUGGUGCUGUGAACGCUGCUCGUCGUUUGCUUCACAUGGGAAUAUUGGUCGUCAUCGAUGGCAAGGGCCACCUCCUUGGCCGACUCGCCUCCAUUGUCGCCAAGCAGCUUCUGAGCGGCCAGAAGAUCGUUAUUGUCCGCUGCGAGGCUCUCAACAUCUCUGGCGAGUUCUUCCGUGCGAAGCUCAAGUACCAUGCCCACCUCCGAAAGAUCACCCGUUACAACCCCACCCGCGGUGGUCCCUUCCACUUCCGCGCUCCCUCCCGAAUCUUCUACAAGGCUGUCCGUGGCAUGAUCCCCCACAAGACCGCCCGUGGUGCUGCUGCUCUCGAGCGCCUCAAGGUCUUCGAGGGUGUCCCCCCUCCCUACGACAAGACCAAGAAGGUCGUCGUUCCCCAGGCUCUCCGUGUUCUCCGACUCCAGCCCGGCCGCAAGUUCUGCACUGUCGGUCGUCUGUCCAGCGAGGUUGGCUGGAAGUACGAGGACGUCGUUGCUCGAUUGGAGGAGCGAAGAAAGGCCAAGGGCGCUGCUUUCUACGAGCGCAAGAAGAUCGCUGCCCGACAACUGGCUGAUGCGAAGAAGAACGCUACUGUCAAGGAGGAGACCGCAAAGGCCCUUGCCAACUACGGCUACUAA
Molecule: messenger RNA, 735 nt
Organism: Fusarium subglutinans
Lineage: Eukaryota; Fungi; Ascomycota; Sordariomycetes; Hypocreales; Nectriaceae
Product: 60s ribosomal l16
Exons: 6
Coding region: 1-735 (244 amino acids)
Biological process (GO): negative regulation of translation; translation
Cellular component (GO): ribosome; cytosolic large ribosomal subunit
Molecular function (GO): mRNA binding; structural constituent of ribosome
Source: RefSeq, a predicted model, not a curated record